This is a messenger RNA of Eimeria maxima, 3846 nucleotides long. RefSeq lists its product as hypothetical. The record is from RefSeq and is a predicted model, not a curated record. Lineage: Eukaryota; Apicomplexa; Conoidasida; Eucoccidiorida; Eimeriidae. The transcript has 16 exons. Gene Ontology annotation, biological process: microtubule-based movement. The coding region runs from base 1 to 3846 and encodes 1281 amino acids. Gene Ontology annotation, cellular component: dynein complex. Gene Ontology annotation, molecular function: dynein intermediate chain binding; minus-end-directed microtubule motor activity; ATP binding.
AUGCGCCAUUGGACUCUGCACUCCACAUUGUUUGCUUUUGUGUGUUCCCAACAGCAGCAGGUUCCCCAGGAACAGCCUGACUCGGAAGAGGGCGAGGUCAAGCCGGCGAAAGUAAAGCAUGAUGACCGUCGCAGCCUCCUCGACGUCCGGCAGCACAUCAAGAAUGUGGAUACGCUCAAGGUUGAACACGAACUGUACCUCGAGGUGUUAAAAGUUGCUUUACAGAAGCUGCAGGAGUUAGGUGCCAACGUGGAUUCAAGCAACAGGGCACUUAAAAAGAUAGGCGAAAAACGAUCAGCCCUUGAGGCCUCUGCAGAAAAACGCUCCCACGAAAUGGCAGAUGCGUUUGAUGCUGAGGCGACGAGAACGAGAAACGCCAUAGAAGAGCUAGACGCUUCUGUAAGCGCCCUGCAACAGACGCAGGCGGAAGAGUGUUUCUACUCGUUCAGCACUUCCCCAACGGAGGCAAGAGCGAGAAUAAAGGAUGUUUCAGAACGUACCACUGAACUGCUACGCACGAUGGAGGCAUUGCAAGUCCCUGCGGCAUCCUUCGACUUUCCUGAGCUGCUAAGUAAAUCGCGCCAGAGUCUUGUUACAAUGGAAGACGAGCUGCGGAACGUAACUCAGUUCUGGAACGUUGCAGAGUCGAUGCUGCAACAGAUUGAAGAAUACCGGGGGCUUUUGUGGCAUGAUGUCGAUGGAGUUCAAAUCGAAAUCGCUGUAAAAGCGAUGCAGAAAAGCUUGCAGAAGGACUUGAAGAUGGAUAAGAAGACCGACGCUUAUCAAGGAUUGCUGGGCAUGUUGAAGACAUGGGUGCAAAUUGCACCACUAAUUACCGAACUCCGUGGGCCGUACAUGCGCGACCGUCACUGGAAUGAGUUGCUGGGUCUUGCACAGAAAUCGCUCGAAAUAUCUGACCAAACCAAGCUCAGUCAAAUUGAAGAUCUUAAUCUCUUGGCCAUGCAGGGUGCUGUUGAAGAGAUAACUGACAAGGCAAAGCAAGAAGAGGCCAUAGAAAAAAAUCUGGUUCUCCUUACAAAUACGUGGGAGGCUGCCCUCUUCGUGCUAACCCCUGCGAGGCAGCCUGACGUCAAUUUGCUUUCCCUUUCGGAAGAAAGCAGCGAGCUACUAGAAGAACAACAGAUGCUGGUUCAAAACAUGAUGGUUUCCAAGUUCUUUGCAACGUUUGAGACUGAAGUAACAAAGUGGCAAAAGCUUCUGGCCACAAUAGGGGAUGUUACUCAGAUGAUGCGAGAAGUCCAGCGGUCUUGGACCUUCCUGGAAAACCUCUUUCUGUGCUCAGAAGAAGUGAAACGGGAACUACCCCAGGAAGCCGAACGCUUCGUGACGAUCGACGAAAACAUGAAGGAGGUUCUGAGGAAAGGAGAAUCCAACUCAAAAGUCAAAGACUUUUGCGUUUUACCUGACAUUGCAACUCAGAUUGAUGAACUCCAAAAACAGCUUUCUUUGUGUGAAAAAGCGCUUAACGAAUUUAUGGAUUCAAAGCGCAAAACGUUUCCUCGAUUCUUUUUUGUGUCAUCGGUUGACCUUCUGGACAUCCUUUCACACGGUAAUGACCCUCCGGCGGUCAUGGUGCACAUGCCCAAAAUCUUCCAAGCUAUUCAGCAAUUUGACUGGAGGGAUCCCUUACCAACUGACAAGGACCAAACUAGACCUGUAGCUACAGCGAACUCAAAGGACGACUGGAUAAAAGCUGACCCAGCUGCUCAGGCCACGCUGCUGGUCAACAUGGCAUCUUGGGUUGUCCAGGUAGAAGACGCAUUUGCAAAGAUGCAGGAGACUCCAACGGCAAUGGAAGAAUGCAUGGAGAAACAUGUAGAAGAGCUCAAAUCAGCAAUUAAACUUGUCCAGGGCUCUCUAACCCCAGCGCUAAGGCAAAAAAUCAUGUGCAUAAUCACAAUUGACACGCAUGGAAGGGACAUCAUACAGCGUCUUCUGGACGAACACGCCAACUCCGUUGAUUGCUUCCAGUGGCAGUCACAACUAAAGUAUUUCUGGGAUACACAAACGGAAGAGGUUUCCAUUCGAAUUACAGAUGCUGCAUUUGCCUAUGGUUACGAGUACCUCGGUAACGGCCCGCGCCUGGUAGUCACUCCUCUGACUGACAGAAUUUACGUGACUGCAACCCAGGCUCUGCAUCUUUCCAUGGGAUGUGCACCAGCUGGCCCAGCAGGAACGGGAAAAACGGAAACAACCAAAGACCUUGCUUCGGCUCUUGGCAAGGCAUGCUAUGUUUUCAACUGCUCGGACCAAAUGGACUACCAAUCCAUGGCAAAUAUUUUCAAGGGCCUUGCUGCUUCAGGUUCCUGGGGGUGCUUUGACGAAUUUAACCGCCUGGUGCCUGCAGUCCUUAGUGUGUGCUCAGUGCAGUUUAAGUCAGUGGUUGAUGCUAUCAAGGCAAAUGCAGAAAAAUUUUUUAUCCAGGGAGAUGAAACAUCUCUGGACCGCACAUGCGGAGUGUUUAUAACUAUGAAUCCCGGAUACUUGGGUCGUUCUGAACUUCCUGAAGGACUGAAAGCCUUGUUUAGGCCAAUAACAGUGGUCGUCCCUGAUUUAGAGUUGAUUUGCGAGAACAUGCUCAUGGCCGAAGGUUUUGUAGAGGCAAAGGAGCUAGCCAGAAAAUUUACUCGACUGUAUGCCCUGUGCAAAGAUUUGCUAUCUAGAGCUCCGCAUUAUGACUGGGGCCUUCGAGCGAUCAAAUCAGUAUUGGUGGUAGCCGGGACUUUCAAGAGACAAUGGCCGGAGCUAUCUGAGCAAGCAAUACUCAUGAAGGCGCUGAGGGAUUCUAACCUGGCCAAAAUUGUAGCGGAUGACGCCAAAAUAUUCCAGGGACUUCUAAGCGACCUAUUCCCUGGUGUUGAGCCUCCUCCGCAAACUGAUACGGCUUUCUCUGAGGCAGUUUUGAAAGUAUGCAACGAGAUGGGUCUGACAAUCAACGACGGCCUGGCGCUGAAAGCCCUACAAAUGAGGGACCUGCUUGCCAUUCGCAUGUGCGUCUUCGUCAUGGGACGACCAGCCUCUGGGAAGAGCACGGUCUGGAAAGUGCUCGCAAAGACUCAAGAUGCUCUUGGAAGCAAAACUACCAUUGUCGAUAUUAAUCCGAAGUCUGUGAACACCGAUGAGCUCUAUGGGUACGUAAAGAUGUCAACUCGGGAGUGGCAAGACGGCAUAUUAUCAAAGACAAUGCGUUCACUAGGGCAAAUCCCGGAUACGUUGCCAAAAUGGAUAGUGCUGGAUGGGGAUUUGGAUGCCAACUGGAUUGAGUCCAUGAACUCUGUGAUGGACGACAACCGCAUCCUCACUCUCGCCUCAAAUGAACGUAUUCCUUUAAAGAAUCAUAUGCGUAUGAUCUUCGAAAUACGGGAUCUAAACUUCGCCUCGCCAGCCACUGUUUCCAGAGCAGGGAUAAUCUUUGUCAGCGACACCUCAGGGGAACAAUGGAGGAGUUAUGUGCAAAGCUGGUUACAGCGUCAGGGCUGGUCUGAAGCAACCAAGGCAAAUGUAGCUAAACUAUUUGAUAAAUACUGCCCUGCUACGCUUGAAUUUGUUGAGAGGCAGUGCAAGCUUAGCGUCCAAGUCUACAACCUGCAAAUUAUAGUUGCACUCUGCAAUAUGCUUGAAGGACUCUACCCCGAAGAGCCACAGGCUCCUGAGUUCGCUUUCGUCUUCUGCCUUGUCUGGGCUGCAGGCGGUAGUCUACAGGAGAAGGAUGGAAUUGACUAUAGAAGGCAGUUCAAUAACUGGUGGCGAUCAGAGUGGAAGGUCAUCAAAUUUCCGAGUAAAGGUUCAAUCUUUGAGUACUUCGUCGACACUGUGAGUUCCUAA